Mycetomoellerius zeteki is the source of this 525-nucleotide messenger RNA. RefSeq names its product microsomal glutathione S-transferase 1. The record is from RefSeq and is a predicted model, not a curated record. The coding region runs from base 1 to 438 and encodes 145 amino acids. The transcript has 2 exons. Gene Ontology annotation, cellular component: membrane. Lineage: Eukaryota; Metazoa; Arthropoda; Insecta; Hymenoptera; Formicidae.
AUGUCUGAAAUAAAUCCAGAAGUGCUCAAAGUAUUUGGCUUUUGGAGUAGCAUCUUGGUUCUGAAAAUACUGGCGAUGAUGCCGUUAACUGCACGACAGCGAUUUCGAAAACACGUAUUGGCGAGUCCAGAAGAUGAUAUGUUCAUAAAUAAAGGCAAAAUGGUUUACAACGAUCCAGAUGUGGAACGUGUACGCAGAGCACACUUGAACGAUUUGGAGAACGUUCUCCCUUGGUUCAUAAUCACGUACCUCUGGUUAGGAACAGGACCUUCGCCAUGGUUGGCCAAAACUUUGAUACAAACCUUUGUACUUUCCCGUAUAGGUCACACUUUAUCAUACGUAAUUUUUCAACAACAACCUCUGAGAGGAAUAACUUUUGCUGUGGCAUUUGGAAUUACAGGUUACGAAACAUUUAAGACAUUAUUAUACUAUUACUAAUUGUUACAUAAAUCGUGAAAUAAGCACAUAGCUAUGCAACAACAAAUUACAUAACAUUUUUUUAAUAUUUGGUGAUAAAACAAUUUU